Ixodes scapularis (black-legged tick) is the source of this 1264-nucleotide messenger RNA. Its product is annotated as hydroxyacid oxidase 1. Gene Ontology annotation, molecular function: oxidoreductase activity; FMN binding. The transcript is spliced from 8 exons. The coding region runs from base 49 to 1161 and encodes 370 amino acids. NCBI's taxonomy places the organism in Eukaryota, Metazoa, Arthropoda, Arachnida, Ixodida, Ixodidae. The record is from RefSeq and is a predicted model, not a curated record.
GACGUCGUGGUCAGUGUGGAUGACAUCGAACGUCUUGGAUGCUCCAGCAUGGACGAGAACGUGAGGAGUUUCUGCAACAGCGGUGCGGAUCAGGAGCAGACACUGGAGGAGAACCGGGCGGCUUAUUUCAGGUUGCGCCUUCUGCCGAGGGUACUUCGUGACGUAGCGCAUCGGCGAAUGGAGGUCACCCUUCUGGGGGACAUGACGUUGUCCAUGCCGGUUGGGAUUUCGCCGACGGCCCUGCAAAAAUUGGCGCAUCGGGACGGAGAGGUUGCCACCGCUAGAGCUGCCCAUGCUGAGGGGACCCUGAUGAUACUGAGCUCAUACAGCAGCACUUCCAUGGAGGCCGUGCGAAAGGAGGUGCCAGAAGGACUUCGCUGGUUCCAGUUGCAGAUUGCCAUUGACCGCGACCUCACAAAGUGUCUGGUAAAACGCGCCGAAAGGGCCGGCUACAGGGCGCUCGUUCUGACCGUGGACGAGCCUGUUUUUGGACGGAAAAUCACGAGAGUUAAGAAGCGGUACAGUCAUCCAAAUGGAGUGAAAUACGCUAACUUGGAAGGAACGUCACAUGACGAAUACGCUGACGCGAAAGCUGCGAUGUCUAUGACGGACCCAUUCGUCGACGCUUCUCAGAGUUGGGAUGACGUCACCUGGUUGAAGAGCAUCACCCAUUUGCCCGUGGUCGCCAAAGGAAUCACCACCGCGGAAGACGCCGAAGAAGCCGUCAAUCGCGGAGUUUCAGCCAUUCUCGUCUCUAACCACGGCGGACGGCAACUUGACGGACUUCCGGCAACCAUCGAAGUACUCCCCGAGGUUGUCAGGGCUGUCCGAGGUCGGGUCGAGGUUUACGUGGAUGGUGGAGUCCGUCGCGGCACCGAUGUGGUCAAGGCGCUGGCACUCGGAGCCAAGGCUGUAUUCGUGGGACGCCCCGUCUUCUGGGGCCUGGCUUACAAUGGUGAAGCCGGCGUGAGGCAAACUCUCUCGAUACUUCGAGAAGAGGUGGACCGUGCGCUAGCACUGAUGGGCUGUUCAUCUAUCGACCAGCUGGUCCCAGAGAUGGUCGUGCAUCAAGAUCACUUUUCGCGGCCAACAAUUGCUACGUGUCCCUGCUCCAAGAAAAAAGCGAUGAAUGAUCCUAUCGUCCAGCAGGCAGCUUUUUGAUGCACUUCGUCGAUAAAGAAGUUACAGACUUUCAAGGAAUUCGUCCGAACUGGCUUUAGAAAGAAUAUGUGCUGGAUAUCCUGAGCAUAUCGGAAUAACAUUU